AUGACACAUCUUGUCGACAAUAUCAGUGAAAGGCGAGAGGCUCGGGCAACGACUAGGGAAUCGGGGUGCCCUGAAGAGGUCAGUUUUCAAUUGAAUGUGCCCAACGGAGAGAGAAGAAGAAGAACUCACUGUAAUCACGCGCCGCUCGAGCCCACGACCCCCUUCUUCCACCUUCCCUUCCAAUCCGCCCCCUCCACCUUCCCUUCCAAUCCGCCCCCUCCACCUUCCCCCACAUCACCCAGCGUCCAUGACCCAACCGAAGUCUACCUCCUCUCCAUCUCGUCCCAAUCCAGCAGCUCUUCUGGCGAAGCGGAAGUGUCGCAAAGAUAA
Messenger RNA from Cryptococcus wingfieldii CBS 7118, 330 nucleotides. RefSeq lists its product as hypothetical. The transcript has a single exon. Bases 1 to 330 code for a protein of 109 amino acids. Lineage: Eukaryota; Fungi; Basidiomycota; Tremellomycetes; Tremellales; Cryptococcaceae. The record is from RefSeq and is a predicted model, not a curated record.